Molecule: messenger RNA, 1367 nt
Organism: Leptinotarsa decemlineata (Colorado potato beetle)
Lineage: Eukaryota; Metazoa; Arthropoda; Insecta; Coleoptera; Chrysomelidae
Product: cytochrome c oxidase assembly protein COX18, mitochondrial
Biological process (GO): mitochondrial respiratory chain complex IV assembly; protein insertion into mitochondrial inner membrane from matrix
Cellular component (GO): mitochondrial inner membrane
Molecular function (GO): membrane insertase activity
Source: RefSeq, a predicted model, not a curated record
UUUUCUUUAUUUGUUGAUACAUCAAUAAAGGAUAGAGAAUAAAAAUACAGUAAAUGUGCGCUCCAGUUUAACCAAUGGAAAAUGCCAUAAUUUGCAAGUUGAAUAUUUUUAGGUUGGAGUUUGAAAAUUGUAAACAUGUAAACUGGAGAAUAUAUAUUUCAGGGAAGGUUUUGGUUUUAUAUGCUCAUAAUGAUAUCAAUUCGAAAUGAUCGAUGAGUAUGAUACGAUACGUCAGAUUACCUAAACAAGGGUUCGGGUUAUAUAACCUCGAAUACAGUUCGCCUUUCAUUUUCAAAAAUUAUAAACCUCUUUCUGCUGUUAGCUAUACAGAACGGAACAGUCCCAACCAGCGCAGGAAUUUUUCAGUCCAAACAUCUAUCGAAUCUUUCGCCAAAACCCAAACAGGAAUCUUCAAGUGGUUGUCGGAGAGCACUCCUGUAGAAUGUAUUCAGAAGCUUCUCUUGACACUACACGACAGUUCCGGAUUGCCAUGGUGGGGUACAAUAAUUGGCACAACUAUUCUAUUGAGAACUUGUGUUACCGUCCCCCUGGCUGUUUACCAGUACUAUAUUUUAGCAAAGCUUGAGAAUUUAAAACUUGAAAUGCCUGCCAUUGCCAAAGAACUUCAAAUGGAGACUGCUGUAGCUAUCAAACUGUACAACUGGGAUGAAAAGAAAGCUAGACUAACUUUCAACAGUUCGAUUCGCAAACAGUGGAACAAGCUGAUAGUCAGAGAUAACUGUCAUCCGUUCAAAGCCAGUCUUUUGCUGUGGUUUCAAAUUCCGAUGUGGAUAUCGCUGUCUGUGGCUCUGAGAAAUUUAGUAUAUAUGUUGCCUAACCAAGACUUUGAUGCAAAGUUGACUUUCACUGAGUUGACGAUUGGAGGGCUUGGUUUCAUUCCAAAUCUGACGGAAGUUGAUGCUUCCGGUAUACUUCCGAUUGCUUUGGGAUUGCUGAAUUUGACGAUAAUUGAGCUUCAAGUCUUGUCAAAAGUCAGUGAUCCUUCAAAAUUGCAGAAAAUUCUGACAAAUUUCUUCAGAGGGCUAAGUAUUCUCAUGGUUCCAAUAGCAGCGUCUGUACCUUCGUGCCUUGUUUUAUACUGGACGACGUCAAGCGCCUUCGGUUUAGUUCAAAAUAUGAUUUUACUAUCACCAAAGGUAAGGAGAAUUUGUAGAAUACCAAAAACUAAAUCUGAGUUGGAGCAUCCCUAUCAACAUAUCGCAAAUGGAUUUCAAAGGAGAAUGAGUUUUCUGCCCGGAUUUUCAAAAUCCCGCGAAUAGUUUUUCUUGUGUAUUUUUCACUUUCAAUAAGAAACAAGAACAGUUUUGAACUGCACUCUUGAAGAAGUAAUAAAGCGAUCCAAUCAA